Molecule: messenger RNA, 4586 nt
Organism: Cherax quadricarinatus
Lineage: Eukaryota; Metazoa; Arthropoda; Malacostraca; Decapoda; Parastacidae
Source: RefSeq, a predicted model, not a curated record
UGCUUGAGUGUGUGGGUGUGCUAGUGCAGGAUAUCUUCCUUGUUCCGCGUCGUCUUGGCCCACUGUUAGAACCUGUUCCCUCAAGUGGGUUAUUGACGGUGUGGAUGGUGGGGGUCAGAGAUGGUACUACAUCUUGUAGUACAUAUAUAUACGAACGUCCUAUGUUCAUAAGACGUUCGUGUAUGUAUGUACGUGGUGGAUGGUGUGGCGUGAGCGUGGGUGGUGUGUGUGGGUGGUGGUCGGCAGCAGGGUGUGGAGGGUUUAGCGUCAGAACCUCAGCGGAGUGGCGGCGGCAGCGUUGAAGUCGCCAGUUGAGGUGUAGAGAGUGAGGCGGGCGGGCGUGCGUGUGUAUGUGUGUGCGCGCGCGCGUGUGGUGUGUUCCGUGGGUAUCCUUCGUUACCGCCCUCUUUACUUUGGGAGUUACUUGCCUGCUGGUGAAGGUGGGCCCUCGUGUUAGUUCCAGGGCAGCUGGUAGUGGAUAUGUGUAUACUCGGUGUGUAGUGUGUUACACCGGAGCAGACAGCGGCCCACACUUGCGGAAGUACGCUCAAGAGAGAGUGGCUGUCUGCUGCUGCUGCUGCACCACCCUAGCACCCGCACCACUACCUCCCCCAUUACUACAUACACCUGCUGCUGCUGCUUUAACUGCAGGUGCUGCAAGUUCUGGCUGACCCUAGCCUGAGGAGAAUCGUACAGGCGGUGAGAGUGAGGGUGAGGGCGAGGGCGAGGGUGAAGGGAACCUUGAUGAUGUGGUCUCCCCACCUCUGGAAGAUGCUGCCCCCCAACAGGAAGAUGCUCCGCCACACCCAGCUCGUCGCCCCAUGAAUGCCUUUCUUAUCUUCUGCAAAAGACAUCGAGCUCAGGUACGUGAAAAAUACCCUCACUUGGAAAACCGCCAGGUGACAAAGAUUUUGGGAGAGUGGUGGGCAGACCUUCCAGCUCAUCAAAAAACAUCAUAUACUGAGUUGGCAAGGCAGUACAAAGAGGCCUUCUUGCGUGCCAAUCCAGAUUUUAAGUGGUACAAGAUCCCUGCUCAGCCUCCACGACCACCACCUGCAAGACCCUCCAACCAGAAGGUCCCCAGGUGUAACCCUCUUCCUACAGAUGGUGCCAUCACUUUUGGAAAGCUUGCUGAUGAGGCUCAGAUGGGUGGGCUAAGUACCCUCCUAUCGACAGCUUCCAGCAGUAGUGGGAGCAGCAGUAGCACCAGUAGCAGUAACAGUAUUGGUAGCGGGUCAUCCAGUCUCACUACUUUCACCACUGCCUACGUGUCAGCAACAAACACCUCAGCAGCUCGCUCAUCUCCUAUUGGUUCCUUGCCAAGUGUGACUGCACUCGGUACAUUUACAAAUGCUAAUUCUACAAGCAUCUCCUCAAUGAGUACAAAUACAGUUGCUGCCACAAAUUUGUCAUCUUGGAGUGGAACAUUGCAGCGUCUUGGCCCAGGAUCCACCACUGCACAUGAUAGUUGUACGAAUACCACUUACAACGGCUGCAAACCUAACAGUGCAAAUACCACAUCAGUCAGUGCUGGGGUGGCUGCCAGUCUGUCGUCUCCACAGGUUGAAAGUACCACUAGUAUGACUCCUCCAAAACCCCCUAAGAAGAGGUACCUGCAUGAGAAUCUGUUGCAAGCUCAGCAGGCACCCACAGUACCAAUGCCAGCACACACACCACCUGACACCGACAAACAAAAGAAAAAUUCCAUUGAUGACAAAAUCAGAUUGAACUCUCACUGGCCUCAAGGUCCCAGGCAGAGGAGUGAGUAUGGGUUUUUUACCGAUACUGAAGCUGUGGAUGAGCAUCAGAGAAGAGCAACCAAUGGUUGUAUCAAUACUAGUUCUCCUCCAGGGAUCCCCAGUGUAGCUCCUGCUGAGCAGAGCCAUCAUUUUGACGUUUCUCACAGUCCUUUACAAGGGUCAAAUGGUCCUUUAUAUGGGCAUAUUUCACCUCCUGGCCAACCUCACACUCCUCCGCCAGAUGAACAGCCUCUUAACUUAACGACAGAGACAACAUUGUGUGCUUCACAGCAACAGUUGAUUAAUAACAUUGUAGAUAGAAUGUGUGGUGCGCCAAACAUAAAUAGCGUGAGUAGUGAUAAUCGCUCUGAUGUUCCUCGUUUCUUCCGACCUGAAAACUUGAAUAAUAAUAAUAAUGAAAUAGAAAAACCUGCCUUUCACAAGACUAUUGAUGCACGAAUAAAUGGAAUGUGUGAUGUGAGUUUACUUGUUUCAAAAACUAUUGAUUUUGUGAUUGAUAGAGCUUAUGAUGAAAAGGAAAAAAAGGAGAAAUUACUAAGAGAAGAGGGCAAAGGACCAAUAACAGAAACUAAAAGUAAUAUUUCCAGCAAUGGCACAUCAGUAGCAGAACCAAACAGAAAUGAAGAGAUGCAGUCAGAGGAGGCAAAAGGUGAACCCAAGGAAGCCAUGAGCUCCAGUUGUAAUAGUAACACUAAUGGCAUUUCCAAUCCAAAUCCCCGACCCAGAAAGAGAACCAAGGAAGAUGGAGACGAAACUGAUGCCUCUCUAAAAAAGAGACGUGAUAUUUCAAGUGGCCGUACCAAUCGGGGAAAUUCUAGAAAUGGGUUAGGGGUAGCAGGUAGCCGAUCACGGGCACCUCGAGCUUGCAAAGGGAAGAUCUAUGAAGGGCUCAUUUCUGAAGGCGUUCUACCAGCUCCCCGUAGAUCCAGAACAAGAAAUAGUCGAUGGGAAGAGGCUGAGUCAAAUAGCAUCAAGGAGCAAGACGAUGACCAGCGACAGCAGCGGCAGCAGCAGCAACAAGAGGAGGAGGAUAAUGAGGAGGAGCACACAGAAGAUGAUGAUAUUGUACACACCAAACCACCAGAGGAAGAAAAUGGGGAAUCAGGAGGUCGGAGACAAGAGGAUGGAGGAAGAAAGGGUCGGCGGCAAUUGCGUCGACUUCACCCAGAUGACUUUAAUCUAGAGGCCAGGAUUGAGGCGCUUCCUUCACUAAGUUUAGAUGAAUUCACUCGUCGUAAGAAAGAGAGGAAGCGUACAUCUUCAGCCUCUUCAACACAUGCCACUAAUUCCAACUCUUUGCAAACGCUGCCAGCCACACAACCCACAGUAGGAGUAGUCACCAGUAGUAGUCGGGUUUCUGCUCAGGCAGACUCCACUUCUGACGCCCCACCACCUACGUCGACCACUGUUGUGGCGAGCAGAGUUGCAACAGUAGGGGGUGUCAGUAGUAGUCAUAGUAGUAGUAGCAGCAGCAGCAGCAGCAGCAGCAUAAGUGCCGGAGGAAGCCUGUCUGAUGGAGAGCCUGCUGUUUCCCCAACGCCUUCUUCGUCUUCAUCCUCCUCUAUCAACACACAACAACACAGCCCUUCUCAGGGUCCAAUUCUUGUUAGUGGAGGCUCUUUAUCUCCUGGAGAAGGAUUGGUAGCAAGCUCUGAUGGUGGACCUCUUAUUGGUUCACAGAAGAGGAAGGCCCGCAAACAGACUAUAACAAGACACGAUCCUGUUCAUGGUCCUCUCAGAAGAGAUACGAGUGUUGUUGAGCAGAGUGUCCUGACAAGUAUGGGUCUGGCUGCUUUAGCAGAGGUAGCACUAAGUCAACCAAUUAUGAAACUUUGAGCAGAAUUUAUUGGUAAAGAAAACCAAGUUUUAAGUACACUAAAGGUACCAGUGUUUGUACAUUACAAAGUAUACUGGCACACUCUUAAGUCAAUUGUUUUAGUCGUUAUUUAUACAGACAUUGCAGCCUAAUAUUCAAAAGUCAUUUUAAACUUACCAAACUGUUAAAAGCUUAAACAAAAAAUGGAGUAUAAUUUUCAAAAAGUUUGAAACGGUUCCAUUAUCAUACAUCCUGUGUUGAACUGAUUGAUCUUCAAAUUGUCCAGUUCAAAUAGUUCAAUACAAUUCAAAUCCCAAUUGUAUUAAUGAAAGUUUGAAUUUCUUUUUCUUCAGAAUUUUAUAAUUUUUAUUUCACUGAUCAAAGCUUCAUCUGCCUGUGACUCAACUUACUCUUGGCUGUGCAGAUGUAAAUGGCAUCAUGUUGCCAAAACCUAAGGCUCCCACAAUUCUUUUAAACUUAUUAGAUGUUCAGUUUUUCAGUUUGACCUGUGAGCUGGUCUAGAGGAGUUACAUGCUUUAAUGAUUUUAAACUUUUAUAUGUAUAUACAAGUACCUUUCCUCCCCUGACAGCUACAGGGUUAAGAUAUUACAAGGAAAAAAUCAUAGUGUGUGUUUUUUCUAGCCAGAACUGGCUGAUUUGGCUUAUUUAGCAAGAUCAUUUUGCCAGACAAGCCGAGUAUAUACAGUAUUCAUUUUUCUAUAAAUCUGCAAAAAUGUCUGCAUAUCAUGAAAUUAAUAUAUAUUAUAUUGAUGAUAAAUAACUGAUAGGAUGGUCUUACCCAUGUUACACAGUAUUAAGCUAUACUGUAUUAGGUUAUGUAAAGUUUAGCAAUGUUAGGUUUGCUAAGUGAGUUUUGGUGAAAAUCUAAAAAAUUGUAUAGAAUACUAUGUUUAUUCUUAAUAUAUCUAUCAGGGUUAAAAGCAAAAAAAAAAAAGAUUAACCCUUUAAUUGGGCACAAAAUAUGUGUGCUAUUGCCUGGGGAAUGGAAA